Schistosoma spindalis is the source of this 1650-nucleotide messenger RNA. The record is from the annotation of a GenBank genome assembly. NCBI's taxonomy places the organism in Eukaryota, Metazoa, Platyhelminthes, Trematoda, Strigeidida, Schistosomatidae.
GCCCGUCAAGUUCGAUUUACUGACAGCGGGUGUUUUGACGUCGCGUGCGUUGUUGCUAAAUGGACGUAGUUCGUAAAUUAGCCAAAGCUCUAGCCUCUAACCAAGAUAAAGUGAGGCGAAAGGCACAAAAGCAAGUAAGAGUACUCCUAUCAAAGAAAUCAUUCAAUGGAAAAGAUGAUUGGACUUACGAGCAGUUGUUAGGCAUUUGCAAAGGUCUUCACUACAGUUUAUGGAUGCAGGACAAGUUGUUGCUGAAGGAACAAACGGUCGUCCGGUUAUGUAACAUAUUACCCAAUAUUGAGGACAACACUGUCACUUUGUAUUAUUCUUAUGCCAUGUUUGAAACACUAGCAAGAGAAUGGGAUAACUUAGAUUACUGGAGGGUAGACAAAUUUAUGCUGCUCGGACGAGAAUUUUUUACGAGAGGUCUUCAGUUCAUUUCUUGUAAAAAACCUGAAAUUUUACCUUCUUUUGUGGAGGCCAUAUUCACCAAGAUAUUGAACAAUGACAUAAAUCAUGCUGUUGGUCUAAAAAUACAUUUCUGUACUCUAAUAGGUGAAGAACUUCCGAAAAAGGUAUGUAUCUUUAAGUGUUUAACUAUAGGAGAAUGGCAGAACGUGAAAAUGUUAUCUGUGCAGUUAGUCUUUCAGUAUCUCCUGGUUUUACUAGCUUCCCUACCGAAACACAACAUUUACGCUCACAGUGUCCUAUCUCUGAUUACUCGGAUAACAAAGCUUAUUCGAAGACGUCCCCAAUGUUGUUUGGAUCGUAUUAUGAAAUGUCUUGAGAAUAUUUUAAGCAAAGAUUCCUCCUACAGAAACGCUUUAAAACGAGUCGACACAAAUCUAAAAAGAAUUCUGGCAAAUAGAGAAGCUACAUCAGUAGCAACCGAUGAACAGAUUCCCACGUUAUGCACAGAGUCGUCACCUGAGACGACAAAUAUCGUCCCCAAUACUUGUGAGAAUAUAAAUAGUGAAGGCGGUUCAUCAGAGCUUAAAGUGAGUAUUCCUGAUAAAUUUGACUUGUUUCAGAUCGAAAAGAAGAAAAUUCCGAAGGUUUUAAAGAGGAAAAAACGGGUGAUUAAAAAACGUUUAUAUGCUGAGACCGCUAAUGUAAAUCACUACUUACUUUCCAACUACUUUUAGCCCGUAAAUGUAGAGUUCAGCAAUCAAGCUGAUAAUUUUGUCGAAGAAUCAUGUCCGAAGAGAAUGAAGUCUGAAAUACCCACAAAGUCUGUUGACGAAUGCACAGCAGUUCCAUGUGUAGUUCCUGAUUCUCCAUGCCCUGUUUCAGCAUGUGAUGAUGAAUCCAAACCAAACAUCGGUCAGUUUAUAUCUCCUAAUGUUUCAAUAAGUGGCAACUCUGCUUCUGAAGAAAAGUGUACUUCAAACACUCCGCUUUCUUCUGAAAGACGUGUAUCCUUUGGUAAGGUAUUUCGUAAGAGUAGGUUUACUGCACAGUUUUCGAUAAUGUAAAUUUUAGAAUUUAACUCAGCUCGUUGCAUCUCCCUAACCCCACCGGUUAGUGUUAUUCCAGCCAAGGGAAUUUUAAGAAGUAACAAAUCUAUAGCUGACGAAGCGAAAGCUAACGUUUCGUUCUAAUUUAAGUUGUAAUUUUGUACAUAUAAAUGAAAUAAACACAAUGUUUAUA